This is a messenger RNA of Peromyscus maniculatus bairdii (prairie deer mouse), 543 nucleotides long. RefSeq names its product heat shock protein family B (small) member 9 (gene Hspb9). Gene Ontology annotation, cellular component: cytoplasm; nucleus. NCBI's taxonomy places the organism in Eukaryota, Metazoa, Chordata, Mammalia, Rodentia, Cricetidae. The record is from RefSeq and is a predicted model, not a curated record.
AUGCAGCGGGCAGGAAGCAGUUUCUCCAGCCGGCAAGAACCGGGGGAGAGCCGGGUGGCGUCCCGAUGUCCCAGCGCAGCGUCCCGAUGUCCCAGCUCGACCUCAGCUGAACGAAAUCAAGUGGCCACACUACCCGUGCGGCUGCUCAGGGAUGAUCUGGCUGCAGCGCACGGCACCAGCCGUGCAGAUGCAGCUUUCCAGAUGAAGAUGGACGCCCACGGUUUCGCUCCGGGGGAGCUGAUGGUGCAGGUGGACGGCCAGAACCUGACGGUGACCGGUCAGAAGAAACAGCAGUCGAAUGACCCGGUCAGGGGCAGUUACCGCAUGGAGCAGACAGUGCACCGGCAGAUGCAACUCCCACCGAACUUAGAUCCUGCAGCUAUGACCUGCGGCCUGACACCAUCGGGCCAUCUGUGGGUCCUGGGACAAAACCGGUCACUAUCUCCCCCUGAAGCUCAAACAAGCCAGACCUGGAGACUCAGGGGCCUCGGAUCUAAGGGCUCCAAAUGAUCCUGACCCAUUAAACAACCGAGAUGUGCAGCA